AUGGAAUCUUUAUCAUUGACAGAUAAAAGUACUAGUACUAGUACUAGUACUACUAGUACAGAGGUUACACCAUCAUCUACAACGUCAACGACGACAACAACUACGACAAACAACAGAUUAAGAAAAGAGGAUAGACCAAAGAACAAUGAAAAAGAUACACAGACAUACUUUGAAAGUGAAUAUGAUAUUGAUAUGACAAUCAAAGAAAACAAGAUACAUGUACCAAAAGAUAGAUUAAAAGUAACAAGACAAGUCUAUUGUAUCGAUGCAAUUGAAUGGCUCAAGAACAAUGAAUUGUCUCCAAAUACCUCUGUUAUUACAUCACUACCAGAUAUCGUAGAAAUGUCUGGUUAUACAUUACCUCAAUAUAAAGAAUGGUUUGUAAAUGCUGUUCGUUUAAUAACUUCAAAGUUAAGUGAUAAUAAUGUAGCAAUAUUCUAUCAAACUGAUAUCAAGAGGAAAUGGAAAAAGGAUAAAUCAGUUACAGAAGAAUACGUUGAUAAAGGAUAUAUGGUUCAAAAAGGUGCAGAGUUGUCAGAGUGUAAAGUAUUGUUUCACAAACUGAUGUUAUCUCAUCCUGUAGAGACAGAGGUUGUAACACGAAACAAGGCAUCUUUUACUCAUAUGAUUUGUAUUGCCAAGAACCCAUCAUCUAUCAUGCAUCAAGACAACACUCCAGAUGUUGCACCAAGAGGUGCGAUGGUAUGGCCAAAAGCAAUGGGUCUCAAUGCAUGUCUGGUGGCAGUGCGGUUUAUUCGUGGUGUUGGAUCUACAUCGAUAUUGGAUUGCUUCUGUGGUAAAGGAAGCGUGUUGGGAACUGCCAAUUUAUUGGGAUUGAGUUCUAUUGGAGUGGAUCUAUCGGUUGCCAAGUGUCGUAACAGUCAUUCUCUUGUCAUUGAGAGUAGCACAAUCGAAAAAUUCAAUCAAACAAUGUGGAAAGAGAAACAAAAGAAAAAGGAUGAUGGAAAGGAAAAGGAUGAGACAAAGAUGACUACCAACAACAAUCAAAAGAAAAUAAAUACCAACCAAUCAAAAGAGACGGUCAAUCAGGAGGAGGAAAAGGAGGAGAAGGAGGAAAAGGAAAAGGACGAAACGAUGACCAAAGAGGAAGAACUAUAA
Molecule: messenger RNA, 1119 nt
Organism: Cavenderia fasciculata
Lineage: Eukaryota; Evosea; Eumycetozoa; Acytosteliales; Cavenderiaceae
Exons: 2
Coding region: 1-1119 (372 amino acids)
Source: RefSeq, a predicted model, not a curated record